Molecule: messenger RNA, 2373 nt
Organism: Emiliania huxleyi CCMP1516
Lineage: Eukaryota; Haptophyta; Isochrysidales; Noelaerhabdaceae
Exons: 6
Coding region: 1-2373 (790 amino acids)
Biological process (GO): carbohydrate metabolic process
Molecular function (GO): chitin binding; hydrolase activity, hydrolyzing O-glycosyl compounds
Source: RefSeq, a predicted model, not a curated record
AUGCUCCUCGACACAAAGCUCGCCAGCCUCCUCGCGAUCCUAUCCGCCGUCACCGCCACGCCGCAGUGCCCGCCCGCCGGCUGGGAGACGUGCUCGUCCGCGUGGCCUCCGCCAGCUGACGGCUACUGCUGCUCGGCCGCCGGCUGGCUCGGCAACACUGCAGCUCACUGCUCCAACAUCAACGCCCUCGAUGAGUGCUGCUCGCUGAACGACGAGGGCCGACUUACCUGCGUCACCGAGUGCGAGGAGCCGCCGGCCGUCUGCACAGGGGAUGCCGCCAUCGACGCCGUCCUCCUCGAGAGCAAGAUUGGGUGCAAAAUUGGCCUGAUCGACUCCAACGAGAUUUACAAGUGGUCUGGCUUCUGCGACGCCCUCCGCUCCUUCAACGACCUUGAGAGCGACCGCCGGCUCUUCCUCGGCGAGGGCGACAUGUCCACCGCCCUCGGCCUCUCCAACAUCGCGGGGCUGCUCGCCCAGGCGAUGUGGGAGAGCGGCGGCGAGGCGCCAUUCACUGCCUGCGACGAGAACGACUACCCGCCCUCCUCGCCGACUGCGUCGUGCACGCAGCGCUCCGACGGCGAGCUCUACCACUCCCUCAACGACCAGCCGUGGGCGUGCUACGUCGAUCCGCAGAUGACCAUGACGGCCGAGACGUGGGCGUCGUGGGCUCCCGGACCGCUCAAGUGCGAGCCAGGCACGGGCACCGAGAAGUGCUGCUGGUGGGGCCGCGGCGCCAUCCAGACGACGGGCCCAAACAACUACGGCCUCCUGCAGCGCGAAGUCUUUUCCCAGGUGCCCUCGCUGAGCGGCAUCGACCUCUGCACCAACCCUGAGGCCAUCUGCCAGAACGACGACGCCAAGUGGCUCGGCGCGAUCUUCUACUGGGCGAACAACGUGCAGGGGUACGGGCUGGAGGCCGAGGCGGCGACCUUUGACGAGUCCCUCCGAAAGUUCGUCGAGUCUGGCUUUAAUCGGGCUGCGUCGGUCGUGGCGGGCGCCGACUUCGCGUCAGGCACGGGCGGCGUGGUCAACAACGGCUACUGGGGGGCCACGCCGGCCGAGAACGCUGGCCGCCUCUCCAACUUUGACUUCAUCAUCUCCGACUGGGGCAUCUACCAGUACGGCAACCGCAUCCCCUUCAAGCCCAGCGACCUCCACCUCGACAAGAUCACGCACGUGCACUACGCCUUCUUCGACGUGACGAGCGGCUGCGCCGUCGCGUCGAUGGACCCGUACGCCGACUUUGACGUCGUCUACCCCGAGGUGGGCAUGACCUGGAGCUCGCCGCACAAGGGGAACGUCGGCGCGCUCCGGAUUCUCCGCGACGAGCAGUACCCCGACCUGCACCUCGCCUUCUCGCUCGGCGGCUGGACGAAGAGCAAGUUCUUCUCCGGUUGCGCCGCCGACGCCGACAAGCGCGCCGCGCUCGUCGCCUCCGCCGUCGACCUCCUCACCGAGCACGACUUUGACGGCAUCGACGUCGACUGGGAGUACCCGGUCUGCUGCGGCGAGUCGGACAACCAGGUGGACGGCAACGACUGGGCCAACUACGUGCUGCUGCUGCGCGAGCUGCGCGCGGCGAUGGACGAGCGGUCGCCCUCGAAGCACAAGGAGCUCACCAUCGCCAUGGGGAUGAACCCGCGCGUCUCUGGCGUCGCGCCGCGCGCCGAGCUUGGCGAGGUCCUCGACGCCAUCAACCUCAUGUCGUACGACUACAACGGCGCCUGGCUGCCCUUCCUGUGGCUCGAGGACGUCGCGCCGAGCAAGCUUGUGCUCGGGCUGCCCGCGUACGGCCGCGGCUGGCUUGGCGCCAACCAGGAGUAUGCACAGGCGCCGGGCGAGAACGGCGCGGGCAGCCCCGUCAGCGGCACGUACGAGGAGGGUCUCGUCUCGUACUACGACAUCAAGGCAAACUACGACGGCAACCCCGCCUGGACGAAGGGGUGGAACGCGGCGAGCAAGGUACCAUUCUACUACCGCUCCAGCCCGGCCUCGUUCGUCUCCUUUGACGACGAGCAGUCGAUCGCCAUCAAGGCGGCGUACGCAAAGGAGAAGGGUUUCGCCGGGAUGAUGUGGUGGGAGGCAUCCGACGACAAGGACGCGGACCUGCUCUCCGCCGCGAACAGCGCGUUGGUCCUCGACCUCCUGCGCCGCGCUUGGCGCGUCGAGCUGCCCCGGGACUGCCUCGGCGGGAGCGGCCGUCGCCGCCUCGCCGAAUCCGCGCCCGCCCCCUGGAGCAGCAACGCGCGCGCCGCCGUCGCAGCCCCGCUGGCGCUCGCCGCCGUGGCUGGGCUCGCCGUCUACGGCCGGCGCCACCGGGCGAGCCAGGCGAGCAACCUUGCCGACAUCGAGAGCUGCGCUGAAGAAGCGUGA